AUGGAACCGUUUAAGUCUGAAGGGGUAUCUAGGUGUUUGUGUCAAAAGUGUCGGCUGACUAAGUGGUUAGGACCUGCGGAUAUAACACUCCACCUCUGUCGUAACGGGUUCAAGGAUGGAUAUUGGAUGUGGACAGAACAAGAAAAAGUGGACAAGCAGGGAAUUAACCAGUCUGCCUCGAAUUUGAAUAGGUUCGACGGUCGAUCAACGAGAGUUCAGGUGGUGAGAGAACUAAACAUGAAAGAAAUGACUUGGGAGGGUAACCAAGAGAGAUAUAAUGAGAUACUAUUUGUUGCAACAAGUGUUAUGGAAUUAGAAGAGGCUGAACAAGAGCCUAACCCAGAGGCAAAGAGAUUUUAUCAUCUGUUAGAAUCUGCUGCAAAACCUUUGUUCGAAGGGUGCUUUCAUUCGGAGUUGUCUGUAUGUGUUACAAUGAUGAGUAUUAAGUCAGAGUCAAAUUAUAUCCAAAAGUCUUUUGAUAAGUGGACCACACUUUGCAACGAUCUGGUGUCUGUCGGGACAACGGGCAUUCCUCGAAACCACUACGAAGCAAAGAAGUUAGUUUCAAAAUUGGGUCUAAAUUUGGUAAAAAUUUAUUGUUGUUUGAAUGGUUGUAUGCUAUAUUACAAGAGGGAUAUAGACCUAACUGAAUGCAGAUUUUGUAGAUCACCGAGGUUCCAAGUUGAGAGAGAACAGAUUGGUAAACGUCGGUUAAAGAGAGUUUCAAUGAAACGGAUGCACUACUUGCCCUUAAUCCAUAUGUUGAAACGAUUGUAUACAUCGAUGUGUUCGGCCCCUCACAUGACCUGGCAUAGUAACAACAAGAGAGAUGAUGAAAUCAUGACGCAUCCGUCACACGGAGAAGCUUGGAAGCAUUUUGAUUAG
Molecule: messenger RNA, 885 nt
Organism: Arachis ipaensis
Lineage: Eukaryota; Viridiplantae; Streptophyta; Magnoliopsida; Fabales; Fabaceae
Source: RefSeq, a predicted model, not a curated record